CACCGUCACUUCCAUUCAAUUUCCUGCUAACCAAUCACCAUCUUAUUUUCUUGGAAAAACAAGUCAAUUCCUUUUAAACCAAUCGUCACAAGUCACAACCACUACGAUUUCCAUUUCUCAGUUCUUAUAACAAUCUCAAUUCUGUGAUCUAAUCCCAUCGACCAAAAGCUAACUAAUCCCACAAAACCAUGAUCCCCAAAACCCCCGAAAUGUCCUCCACCAAAGCAAUAAUCUCCGCCGCAGCAUCCGCUGCCGCCACUGCCAUGCUUCUUCGCUCAAUCGCCAAGGACUUUAUCCCAAAGGAGCUCCGACAAUAUAUCUACUUCAAAUUCAUAACCCUUCUCAACUCUUUCUCGUCGGAGCUAACCUUAGUGAUAGAAGAAUAUGAUAACCUUAACCACAAUCAUCUCUUCGCAGCUGCAGAGCUCUAUCUUGAACCCAUAAUCCCUCCCAACGCCCAGAGACUCAAAAUUUCAUUGCCCAAGAAAGAGAAUAACAUUUCAGUCUCCUUACAGCGAAACGAAGAAAUCUUCGAUACCUUUAAUGGGAUUAAACUGAAAUGGAAGUUUAUUUCAAGAGAAAUACGAGUGAAGUAUAUCCCCAGCGCCGAUCACUAUGGCUCUGUGCCUGUAACCGAGGAAAGGUUCUUUGAGUUGAGCUUCCACAAGAAGCACAAGAGCGUGGUUCUUGACUCUUACAUAAAGCAUGUGAUCGAGAAAUCGAAAGAAAUGAAAGAAAAGAAGAGGACAUUGAAGCUCUUUACAUUAAGCCAAGAUAGGAUGACAGGGAGGAGAGGAGAAACAUGGCAGUCUGUGAAUCUCGAUCAUCCGGCUACAUUUGAUACGUUGGCGAUGGAGAUGGAGGAGAAGAGGAUGAUCAUGGAGGAUCUUGAAAGGUUUGUGAAGAGGAAAGAGUUCUAUAAGAAAGUGGGUAAAGCUUGGAAACGUGGGUACUUGCUUUUUGGUCCACCAGGGACUGGGAAAUCAAGCUUGAUUGCCGCAAUUGCAAAUUAUCUCAAGUUUGAUAUAUAUGACUUGGAGUUGACUGAUCUUAAGACCAAUUCUGAGCUGAGAAGAUUGUUGAUUUCGACUGGGAAUAAGUCUGUACUCGUGGUGGAGGAUAUUGAUUGCUCCAUUGAGUUGCAAAACAGGAUUGCAGAAGCCAGAGCACUCAGGCCUCAACCGAAUCGUCGAGGUUAUACUGAAGAAAAAAAUCAGGUUCAGGUGACGCUAUCAGGAUUGCUGAACUUUGUGGAUGGAUUAUGGUCCAGCUGUGGGGAUGAAAGAAUCAUAAUUUUCACAACCAAUCACAAAGAAAAGCUUGAUCCUGCCAUGCUGCGACCAGGACGAAUGGAUGUGCACAUCCACAUGUCUUAUUGCAGUCCAUGUGGAUUCAAAACGCUGGCAUCCAAUUACCUGGGGAUUGGAGAUCACCCUCUUUCAGUCGAGAUUGAAGAGUUGAUGGAGACAACGAAGAUUACUCCCGCAGAAGUAGGUGAGCAGCUGAUGAAAAGUGAGGAACCUGAGAAUGCUUUAAGAGGUCUGAUUGGGUUCCUGGAGCGCAAGAAGAUAGAAGAUGAAGAGAAGAAGAAGCGAGAGAAUGAUGAAAGCAAAGCUGCAAGUGAAGAAUCAGGAAUAACAGAAGCAGAAGUUUCACAGAAGCAGAAGAUGGAGAAAGGUGAUAUUUAGAGAAGAGUAUCUUAUGAACUGAAUGAAGGUCUUUUCUUUGAAUGAAAAUUUGUUUGUGGGAAAAUUCUGUCAAUGUGAAUGCUCAAAAGCCUUCUACUCUAAUCCGGCUAGAAUCAUUUGCAUCCAACUCACAAUCUUUGAAAGCAAUUUCUUACUCUGAUAUGAAGUGUUCAUAUGCACUAGCAUUAUGAUAUUUAACUAGACUUUUGCAAUCUGUUCUAAUACAUAAUUAAUUUUGUUUACUAUUAG
Molecule: messenger RNA, 1937 nt
Organism: Manihot esculenta (cassava)
Lineage: Eukaryota; Viridiplantae; Streptophyta; Magnoliopsida; Malpighiales; Euphorbiaceae
Product: AAA-ATPase At3g50940
Exons: 2
Coding region: 189-1688 (499 amino acids)
Molecular function (GO): ATP hydrolysis activity; ATP binding
Source: RefSeq, a predicted model, not a curated record